AUGGGGCUGACCAGCAGGGCAGCAGGAGGAAGGGGCACUUCAGCAGGGUCUCUUGCCACCACCUUCAGAGUAGCUCUGCUCUUUUUUGGGCUUUGGGAUGUCCAGACUCAAACAGUCGCCAGCACAAAACCCACCUACAUCUGGCAAACAGGGCCAUGGGGUAGGUGCAUGGGCAGUGAGUGUGGUCCGGGAGGAAGUCAAAGCCGAGCGGUAUGGUGUGCCCAUUCUGAGGGCUGGACCACGUUACACACCAACUGCCAGCAGUCAGAGCGGCCCAGCAACCAACAGAGCUGCUUCCGGGUGUGCGAUUGGCACAAAGAGCUGUACGACUGGCAGCUAGGGGCCUGGAACCAGUGCGUGCCGGUGUCUAUGCGCAGUGCAGGCGUGCCAAGGCCAGCGGUGUGCACUCGAGGCGAAGAGGGCAUCCAGACGCGGGAAGUGGGCUGUGUACAUAAAUCAGAUGGCGUUCCUGCAGAAGAUGCCAUCUGUGAAUACUUUGAGCCCAAACCACGGUUAGAGCAGGCCUGUCUUAUCCCAUGCCCACGUGACUGCGUGGUGUCCGAAUUCUCCCCAUGGACAUCCUGCUCUAAGAGUUGCGGAAUGGGCCUGCAGAACCGUCUGCGAUGGGUUCUAGCUCCGCCCCUCUUUGGUGGCUCAGCUUGCCCCAACCUAACAGAGUUCCGCACCUGCCAGCCUGGCCCCUGCCAGGGUGAGGAGAGCCUGCACAGCUUGAGGGUGGGACCUUGGGGCCCCUGCAUGGCUUCGCCUAUACGACAGGCCCGGGAAGCCAGAGAGCCCAAACAAGCCAGAGAGCCCAAACCUGAACGGAAAGUAAAGAGGGAGCGGCAGGCCAGGCAGGAACGCCAGGGCAAACGUCGCAAGAACAAAGAGAAAAAAGAGGUGAAGGAAAACAAAGGAGAACGUGUGAAGGAUAGGGUCAGGGUGAAGGGAAGGAUGAGGGAUCCUGAGACACGAGAGCUCAUCAAAAAGAAGAGGACGAGGAAUCGUCAGAAUCGUCAGGGGUUGAAGUUCUGGGACCUGCAGGUGGGCUACCAGACCCGGGAGGUGACGUGUGUUCACCGGAGCGGAAGCACAGCGGUGCUCAGCCAGUGUAACCAGCAGACUCUUCCUGUGACAUAUCAAGCCUGUGUCAUCCCAAAGGACUGUGAAGUGACCGAGUGGUCGGACUGGUCCGUCUGCUCAAAGGAGUGCUAUGAUCUGAAUGGACGUAAGGGACAGAGGACACGCAUACAUCAGGUGAAGCAGUUGGUGGGUGGAGGAGCCGAGUGUCCUGAGCUAGAGGAGAGUGAACCGUGUUCUCCUCAAGGAGAAGGAAUCCCGCCAUGUAUAGUGUAUAAUUGGCGAACCACAGAGUGGAGUGACUGCAGAGUGGAUGUCCUCCUCAGCCAACAGGAUCGUCGCCGGAGCAACCAGACAGGGCUCUGCGGAGGCGGGGUUCAAACCAGGGAGGUCUACUGCGUUCAAGCCCCAACCGAAACCUCAUCUAACCUCAGCUCCCUCAAGAACAAAGACGGCUUGCGGCCAGUGAACAGUGACCUAUGUUUGGGCAUUUCUCCUAACACCACCCAGCUCUGCCAUAUUCCCUGUCCUGUGGAGUGUGAGGUGUCCUCCUGGAGCGCAUGGGGGCCCUGCACCUUUGAAAACUGCCAGGAUCAGUCCACAAAGAAGGGUUUCAAACUGAGGAAAAGGAAAAUCAUGAACGAGCCCACAGGUGGCACAGGAAACUGCCCCCACCUGACAGAAGCGAUUCCCUGUGAGGAGCCCAGCUGCUACGAAUGGCUGCUGGUGAAACUGGAGGAGUGUGUGCCCGACAAUGACAAAGUAUGUGGACCGGGAACCCAGAACCCACAAGUACAGUGCAUCAACAGUGACGGUGACUACGUGGACCGGCAGCUGUGCCGGGACGCCAUCCUUCCCAUGCCUGUGCUAUGCGAUGUGCCCUGCCCCAAAGACUGUGUGCUCAGUCCCUGGACUUCGUGGUCUCUAUGCUCAAAUACCUGCUCAGGGAAGAACUCGGAGGGCAAGCAGACCAGAUCACGCUCCAUUCUGGCCUACAACGCUGGGGAAGGUGGAGGUCAGUGCCCCAACAGCAGCGCCUUGCAGGAGGUCCGCAACUGCAAUGAUCAUCCCUGCACCGUGUACCACUGGCAGACGGGACCCUGGGGUCAGUGCAUAGAGGACGCGUCCGUUCCGUCUGCCAACAGCUCGCUGAGCCGCACUGGAGCAGGAGUCGGCACUAAUGAUGCGUUCUGCUCCGUCGGAAUGCAGACGCGCAAAGUCAUUUGUGUCCGGGUCAAUGUGGGCCAGGUGCCACCGAAAAAGUGUCCAGAGAGUCUGCGUCCAGAGACUGUUAGGCCGUGUCUUCUGCCCUGCAAGAGAGACUGCAUUGUCACUCCUUACAGUGAUUGGACGCCCUGUCCUUCCUCCUGCCAAACAGGUAAUUCCUGUCAAAAGAAACAAUCAAGGAAACGCAUUAUCAUACAGCUUCCAGCUAACGGGGGCCAAGACUGUCCAGAAGUGCUCUUCCAGGAGAAGGAAUGUGAUGCUGGAUCUGUUUGUCCAGGCUACAGGUGGAAAACCCACAAGUGGCGCAGGUGUCAGUUGGUUCCCUGGACCAUUCGUCAGGAGAGUCCUGGAGCACAAGAGACCUGUGGACCAGGACUACAGGCUAGAGCCGUAUCGUGUAAAAAGCUGGAUGGUGGACCUGCAGACGUUGCUGCCUGUCUUAAGUUGGCGGGUCCUAUGCCUCAACUCACUCAGUCCUGUCAGCUUCCAUGCCAGGAUGACUGCCAGCUGACCACCUGGUCCAAAUUCUCAUCCUGCGCUGCUGAUUGUGUGGGUGUCCGAACUAGGAAAAGAACUCUUGUUGGUAAAAGCAAAAAGAGAGAACAGUGUAAAAACACACAGAUGUAUCCUCUGAGCGAAACCCAGUACUGCCCCUGCAACAAGUACAAUGCCCAGCCCGUGGGGAACUGGUCUGACUGCAUCCUGCCCGAGGGCGGGCGAGUAGAGGGCCUUUUGGGUAUGAAAGUGCAAGGUGAUAUCAAGGAGUGUGGCCAGGGUUACCGGUUUCAAGCCAUGGUGUGCUAUGACCAGGACAGCCGCCUCGUGGAGACGUCACGCUGCAACAGUCACGGUUAUAUAGAGGAGGCGUGUAUCAUCCCGUGUCCGUCUGACUGUAAGCUCAGCGAAUGGUCAAAUUGGUCCCGUUGCAGUAAGUCCUGUGGCAGUGGAGUCAAAGUGCGGUCCAAGUGGCUUCGAGAGAAACCUUAUAACGGUGGCAGGCCCUGCCCCAAACUGGACCAUGUCAAUCAGGCUCAGGUGUAUGAAGUGGUACCAUGUCUGAGCGACUGCAGUCAGUAUGUCUGGGUGGCUGAGCCGUGGAGCGUCUGGAAGGUCAGUAAUGUUGACCUGAAGGAGAACUGUGGGGAAGGUGUACAGACGAGGAAAGUCAGGUGCAUGCAGAACACUGUCGAUGGACCUUCAGACCCUGUAGAAGACUAUCUCUGUGAUCCAGAGGAGAUGCCGCUUGGAGCCAGAGAGAGCAAGUUGCCCUGUCCUGGGGACUGCGUUUUGACUGACUGGGGCCCUUGGAGUCGAUGCCAAUUGCCAUGCAAUGUGAAUAGUACAAGGCAGAAGACCGCCAGCCCUAUACGUCAGCCUGGGGAUGAGAAACAGUGUCCUUCAACUACAGAGAAAGAAACGUGCACCUUGAACACCAACUGCUUCCAUUACUCCUAUAAUAUCACAGACUGGAGCACAUGUCAGCUGAGUGAACGGGCCGUAUGCGGGGUUGGAUUCAAGACACGCAUGCUCGACUGCGUUCGCAGUGAUGGCAAGUCUGUGGACCUCAAGUUUUGCGAGGAGCUCGGUCUCGAAAAAUGGCAGAUGAACGCUUCCUGUGUGGUCGAGUGCCCUGUCAACUGCCAGCUGUCUGAUUGGUCGUCCUGGUCUGAAUGCUCUCACACCUGCGGUCUAGCUGGGAAGCUCUGGAGAAGGAGAAUCGUGAUCCAGGCCUCUCAGGAGACGACGCCGUGUUCCUCACAGCUGGAACAGUGGAAGCCCUGUCCUGUUAAACCCUGCUACAGCUGGAGGUACAGCGCCUGGUCUCCAUGCAAAUCUGAGGGUGCUCGGUGUGGAGAGGGCCUGCGCUUCAGGAACGUGUCCUGCUUUGUGUCUGAUGGCUCGGGGAAGGAUCCGGGCAGUAUGGUGGAUGAGGAACUGUGUGGAGACCUGGAGCAGACAGUGGAUGGGGAAAAACAGAUCAUCCUGCAGGAGUCCUGCACUGUGCCCUGCCCAGGUGAGUGUUACCUGACAGACUGGACUGUGUGGAGCCCUUGUCAGCUGAGCUGUAUCAGCGGAGACGAUCUGGGCUUCGGUUCGGUGCAGGUGCGUUCUCGUGCCGUUCUAGCUCAGGAACCUGAGAACCUUCUCCAGUGUCCAGAACAGGAAUGGGAAGCCAGGCCAUGUACAGAGGGUCAGUGUUAUGAGUACAAAUGGAAGACCGGUCCAUGGAAAGGCUCAUCUCGACAAGUCUGGUGCCAGCGCUCUGAUGGAUUAAAUGUCACAGGUGGAUGCCCGUUGACAAGCGAGCCGGUGUCUGACAGAUCAUGUGACCCAGUUCAUGACAAACCUCGCUCCUACUGCACCGAGGCUGGGGUGUGCGGCUGCGAGGAGGGUUACACUGAGGUGAUGACUUCCGAUGGAGUGCUGGAUCAGUGCACGCUCAUCCCGGUGCUUGAGAUCCCCACCGCAGGAGACAGCAAGGCCGGCGUGAAGACGAUGAGCCUCAACCCCACUCAGCCCACCGCCAACCUACCAGGCCGCUCCGGUCGCACCUGGUUCCUCCAGCCCUUCGGACCCGAUGGCAAACUGAAGACCUGGGUGUACGGCGUGGCAGCUGGAGCUUUUGUACUGCUAGUGUUCAUUGUCUCUAUGACUUACUUAGCCUGUUUUUGUAUGCUGGCCCGGCGCUCUCCUCCGAGCCCGGACCCUUCCAUUACCUCUGUGGUUUGGGUCGGACCCAACGACCAAGAGCUGAUAUAUACCUGCCCUGACUGUCAGCGCAUUGAGACUCAGUUCAACUAGAACUAUCAGCUCAGUCCCUUCCCUCAUGGCCUUGCCCUGUGGCCAAUCAUGUCCAUCACCUAUGCCUUCUCACAGUCACAUGUGCCUUUCUGACCAAU
Messenger RNA from Puntigrus tetrazona (Sumatra barb), 5207 nucleotides. Its product is annotated as thrombospondin type-1 domain-containing protein 7A-like. Gene Ontology annotation, biological process: actin cytoskeleton organization. The record is from RefSeq and is a predicted model, not a curated record. Lineage: Eukaryota; Metazoa; Chordata; Actinopteri; Cypriniformes; Cyprinidae. Gene Ontology annotation, cellular component: plasma membrane.